CUCUCCGACCGCACGUAAACACAGAUGCGUGACGCUCGAGGUGCAGUAUCAGGUCACUAAAAUGCAGUAUUGUAUUUAUUUAUAUUUUACUAAAUAAAAUUAAAACAAACAGCAACCGAUUUGGGGCGUAUUUUUUGUUUAGUAAAUCUGGCAGCUUGGGUUAAACCGUGCAGGCAAGACUUUGUCGACUGACGUGAAGUUUAGGUUAAUUCAUGGUAAACGUGUGCUCAUUCCUAAAGGGGAAUAAAUCAGUUGAGUGACGUCAUCACAUGGACAUGAAUGAAGCGCAUAUAUAAAUAAAUAAAUAAAUAAAUACAAGCCGGAGGAGGAGACAUGUUUCCUAAAGGACACGGGUGUCCCAUCCCUCACGUUUCUGCCCCUCGACCUCACCCCACUCCGCCUCCCUUGUAAAAAAAAAUUACGCGGGAGGGGUUGGGGGGGAGACAAAAAUGAAGUCAAUUAUACAACUCGCCGGCUCUUUGCGGCUCCCUCCUCUCCCUUUAGUACUUGACUCCUCCACAUGCGCCGCCGCCGUGUACCGUAGCCUCCGCCGGGACACUGGCUUCCCUUUCAGACGCCAUGUCGGACGGAGGCUCGGAAGGGACAGCAGACCGCCUCACAGGUUGCAAUGCAGAGGAGGAAGGGCCGAGCCAAGCGGCCGCUUCGCUACCUGCUGCUGAGCUGCCAAGGAAACGCAAGGGUGACGUGGACGAGAGAUCAGACGCCCUUGUACACCGCUGUCUUGACUUCCAAAUGGAUGAGGACUUCACCAGAUCUGAAGGAGAGGACCAACAAGCCAAAAUGAAAUGCUUCAGGCAGCCUCACCGCCAGAUUGAGAAGCAGCGGCGAGAUAAGAUAAACAACCUCAUCGACGAGUUGUCAGCCAUGAUCCCCGCCUGCCAGCCCAUGGCCCGAAAACUCGACAAACUCACUGUGCUGCGCAAGGCUGUACAACACCUGAAAGCCCUUAAAGCCGGGUCAGGCAGCACCUUUGCCGAGGCCGCCCGUAAGCCUUCCAUCCUGCCUCAUGAUGACCUCAGGCACCUUUUGCUCAGGGUUGCAGACGGUUUCCUGUUAGUUGUGAGCUGCGACCGGGCAAAAAUUUUGUUUAUCUCCGAGUCCGUCUCCAAAAUCCUCAACUUUAGUCGGGUGGAGUUGAUUGGCCAAAGUUUGUUCGACUUCGUCCACCCCAAAGACAUCAACAAGGUGAAGGAGCAGCUGUCAUCGUCUGACUUGAACUCUCACCAACACCUCAUUGAUGCUGCCACUGGGGUUCCUGUUCAAGCCGACGCCCCGGUCACUGUGUCCCACAUGUCCACUGGAGCCAGGCGGUCCUUCUUCUGUCGCAUGAAGCACAGUCGGGUGGAGGGAAAGCACAAGGAGAAGCACCCUUUGCUAAGUACUUCCAUUAAGAAAGACUCUUUCAGAUAUUGCACCCUGCACUGCACUGGAUACAUGCGCAGCUGGCCGAGGAGCGAGCUGGACUCGGAAGCAGACACCGAGAAGGACACCUCGAACCUGACCUGCCUGGUGACCAUGUGUCGCCUCCAGGGACACCUUUCCCACCAAACGCCCAAAGACAUUAACGUCAAGCCCACUGAGUUUGUGGCGCGCUGUACGAUCGAGGGCAAGUUCACUUUUAUAGAGCAACAAGCAACGACUCUCAUCGGUUAUCUACCGCAAGAAAUUUUAGGCACGUCGUGUUAUGAGUACUUCCACCAGGACGACUUGCAGCAAAUGGCAGAAAAACACAGGCAAGUCCUGCACAGCAAAGAGAAGAUUGACACAAAGUGCUACAAGUUCAAAACAAAAUACGGCUCUUAUAUUUCCCUCCAAAGUCAGUGGUUUAGUUUUACAAAUCCAUGGACCAAAGAAGUUGAAUUCAUCGUGUCUUUAAACAGGGUCGUCUCCAGGGGGCAUAGCCACGCUAAAGAUGAUGAGGCAGCAGGCAGCUCAAAAGGUCCUAAGGAAGAAACAAAACAAUUACCCAUAAUUCCGGGCCUCACAAGUGGGAUGGGCAAAAUGAUCUACGCUGGCAGCAUUGGGACACAAAUUGCAAAUGAACUCCUCGAUUCUUACAGGGCAAACUCAUCUCCAUCAAGCGGCGUGUCCAGUCCUUUUGGACCGUCCCACAGCACGCUGGCCUCCCCACAAGCCAGUCGAAGUCUGUCUAGCAGAGGAGGAGAAGAAGAAGCAGGCAGUUCAUCUGAGUCAAGAACAGAGGCGGGCCCCAGCUCGUUUGAAAGUACAGGCGAGUCGUCCCGGCAGGACUUGGACAGCAUGCUGGUGCCGGGCCUGAGCAGCUUUAGCAGUGACGAGGCGGCCAUGGCGGUCAUCAUGAGCUUACUGGAGGCGGAUGUCAACAUGGGUCAAUCGGGGAACCUGGAGGACUUACACUGGCCUUUCUAGCCCCAUCACGCUCGUUCUUGUGCCACUUUCUUGAAAUGUACCGGACCCUUCACGUGUUCAUCUUGUGAUGGACUCAUCCACGCCUUGCAGUGUUGCACUGGAUGCAGCCAACGAGGCAUAUGGGGGAAUGAAGUGUUGAUUAUCACCGCUCACCAACUCCACCAGGAAACGUCGCUUGUAGGAAUUCAGUGUCUUCCCGGAGACUGAAAUCAUGACUUAAAAAAACAGAAAAUUAUUUUUUAUUUGCCCGACCCACCACGAGUGGCUUACAUAUGAAGAAGAUGGGAAUGCUGCUAGCCAAACUCCAUUUUUCUGCAGGUAUGUUUGUUUUUACCAUCAAAAAGUACAAACCCACAAAUCAUGGGGGAAAAUACGACUUUUUCUGUUUUACAGCGGCUUUAAUUGAGCCAUCAAAGACUCUGACGCGUUAUGCAAAUCUGGAGAUGCCUUAGGCCUUUACAGCCCUCCCACCACUACUGUUCAUGCUUAAUUACAAGCUAAUUUAAGUUAAAUUAAUUUAGUUGUGUUCAUGUGCUGAUGUUCGGAAACAGUGUCAAUGCAGAGUGAAUGUGAGCUGUGUCAGCCCUCCGCCGCCAUCUUGUAUUUUUGAGCACUUUGAGCAGAUUUCAUACCUUUUUGAAGUGACAAAAAGACCCCGGAGCGCACACUGAGCGACUAGGAAUUACAUUUGAUAUAAUUUUACUCCAUUAAAUGCUUCAGCUGUCAUUAUAACGUCAUUUCAAGCACCCACUUUUGUUACUCGUUAAGCUAGCAAACCUUGGCUAUUAGCAGUACAGUGGAACCUUGGUUAGCGUCCGUAGUUCAUUCCAUUUCAUUAAAAUCCAAUUAAUCCGUUCCAGAAAACCAAAAAUGUCAACACAAAACACCUUUUUAUAGUUUUACAAUUAUAGUUUUACUUGCAACAAUGGUGAAUGAAAGGGAUAAAUGGUUACUUUUACCUUCACUGAAGACGGGAUUCUUGACGUGACCAAAAACAGGAAGGUGGUGGUAGUUGAUCUCGCUGCCACAUUGUGUCUUGGGGAACAGCACAUCUUCAGUGAAGGUAAGAGUAACCUUAAAUAUUCAUUUAUCCCUUUGAUUGAUUAUUGUUUAAUUGCAAAGCAAUAAAAGACCUAUUUUGUGGUUACCUUUUUGAGAGUCAAGCGCUGAUUAUGCCAUAGACGGGCAACGUAACUUCCGUUUCCGGUUGCCAUUUUGUUUGGCUAGCUAACAGGACGCUUUGUGACAAAAAUACAUUAAGAACACAGUUGGUCUCACGCAGCGUAUUAAUAACACGAUAAGACGUGCGCCAUAUUGUACGCUAACCGGAGAAUGCACGCAAACGGAGGCAAAAUUGUGGCAUACAUUUUUGACGUUAACCGAAAAACACGCUUACCAGGGUGGACGCCGACCGAGGCUCCACUGUAGAUGCUAAUGCUUUCAAAAAUCUACCUAGCAACAGGUUCAGGCUUAGCAAAACAAAUUAUGUCAAAUUUCUACUCUCCUUGUGCAUCUGAAUUGACAUUUAUUAUAUAUUCUAAUCUAAUAUGUUUGGUUCUUGUUACCUUUUAAGAAAUAUUUGCUAAUACACAGGCUAAUUCUACUUUAACUGUAAGAUGUGGACAAAUUCCCACUUGUAAAAUACUUUUUGAAGUGUCAAAGAAUGAUUAUAUGACCCCAAAACACUGAAUUGAUGAAUUUAUCCAGAUUUGUUUCUUCAUGAUACACUUCAGCUAUCCUUAUAACGUUAUUUGAAGCACCAACUUCAGCUAGUGCUUUUAGCAGUGUAUGCUACAGCUAUCAAACUCUGCCGAGCAACCGAAACUAAUUUCAAUGUAAGAUAAAAUGUUGCAAUGUCAGGCUAAAUGGUAUUAACUGUCAAUAAAAUAAAAUAAAAAAAAAAAAAUUUCAAUACAUUUGCACUCAAAAUUAUUGUCUAUUUUAAAAAAUGUACAAACUUAAAAGAUGGCCAAUUUUUUAAAAAAAUUGGGACUCAUUUGAGAUUUGUUGAACUACUUGGAAAAAAAAAGUUGAUUUCUUGCAAAUAAAUUGGAAUUGACAAAACAGGUUGAAUCAUUUUGAGUGCAAUUGUCUCUCAUAAGACUUUAGAACGGAGCUGGUCUCAAAAGUAAGUUUAAAAAAAAGAAAUUUAAAAAAUGUGUGUGUUUUUUUUGUUUGUUUGUUUUUUUUUUAGAAUGAAUAUGCACUAAGGGACUUGAGCAGCAGAGUAUUGUACUGUUUGGACAUAUCACUUAUUUACUGUACGCUUAAUGGUCCUACUGGUCAUCUGCUGGGAGAUUUCCACGUCAAUCGAGGCCAUAAUUACAACACGAUGCUGUAUUGAAGAAGACUUGAAACGGCCAUGAAUUUAGUUUGAAAAUGUUUACUGAGGUAAAAGCUGACAGAAUGCAUGUUUUAAGGCACUUUUGCAUCGGCUUCCCUUUUGUUAUCCGGAUGCUACAUCCGCUUAUUUAAUGCUCGUCUAUCUACGUAUGUAUGUACAGUAUGUCGCUGGAUACCACAGCAGCCUUCAGUGAAAGAAAACAACAUUGCGACCGCAAAUAUGCAACAUUAUUCUGCCUGUGUACGUUUUCUUGGAAAAUGACGUUUGAGGAAAAGCCCAACAGGCCAGUUUAGCAAGUAGAAUGAGACAUUUUUAGGGUUCAAAACAAACAAUUUCCAUUUUCAACAGGGGAGAGUUGACUUCAGAUGACAAAUGUGUGAAAUACUCGCCCUUGUAAACUACUCUGUGUUCUAUCACUGUGUCCUCGAAUCUUGAAAACAAAAAAUGUGAUUGUGUUGCCUUUUCUUUUUGAAUGUGCUUUUAUUGUCAGUCGCGCUGUGGCUUUAAACGCUGCCAUCGAUGUCAGCAUAAAUAGUCAGCUUUCAAAAUAGCAAAAUGCCUGUUUGUCUGUUUUGUAAGUGCAAAAUGUCGUUGGUGUUUCUGCUGUAACAAGAGAUGGAGGUUCAAGUAUUUGAAAGUAAAUGACU
This is a messenger RNA of Dunckerocampus dactyliophorus (ringed pipefish), 5400 nucleotides long. RefSeq names its product basic helix-loop-helix ARNT-like protein 2. Bases 580 to 2409 code for a protein of 609 amino acids. Gene Ontology annotation, molecular function: DNA-binding transcription factor activity, RNA polymerase II-specific; protein dimerization activity; RNA polymerase II cis-regulatory region sequence-specific DNA binding. Gene Ontology annotation, biological process: regulation of transcription by RNA polymerase II. The transcript has 17 exons. The record is from RefSeq and is a predicted model, not a curated record. Gene Ontology annotation, cellular component: nucleus; transcription regulator complex; aryl hydrocarbon receptor complex. NCBI's taxonomy places the organism in Eukaryota, Metazoa, Chordata, Actinopteri, Syngnathiformes, Syngnathidae.